This is a messenger RNA of Helianthus annuus (common sunflower), 3772 nucleotides long. RefSeq lists its product as uncharacterized. The coding region runs from base 145 to 3639 and encodes 1164 amino acids. The record is from RefSeq and is a predicted model, not a curated record. Lineage: Eukaryota; Viridiplantae; Streptophyta; Magnoliopsida; Asterales; Asteraceae. The transcript is spliced from 4 exons.
GAAAAAAAAAAUCUUAACAAUUUCAAUCAAGUAAUCAGAAUUCAGACGCGAUGAAUGCAUGAUUUUAGAUCCAAUCAACUUCACAAACGAUUUCGCUUCGUUGAUCAUUAAUCAGAUUUAGUUAUUGAAUAAUUUUAGUGAGAUAUGAUGGAUCCAGAAGACCUACAAUCAGACCUACUUGCUUUGAGAAGGUUAUAUAUGCUUCUUGUACAAGAUGAACACUAUAUAGAAGAUGCAGCCUCUGAAAAUUUGGACGAUAACGCAAGACGUUUAUUAAUAAAUUUACUUGAUGCUGCUGCGAAUAAAGCUUUCGAUGCUCACGCAAAGAUUCUAGAUGCUCAAGUUAGAGCAACGAAUAGCUUGUGGUCAACGCCGCAAGGGCAAUCUAGAGACGGGCUAAAUCUGCGAUCAUUUUCAAUGAGAAAAGCACCAACUGAUGCUGCUUAUGUUGACCUUUUAACUGGUGAUUGGAAUUUCAGUGAGUCAACAGAUCAAGCAGACCUUGCAGGUGAUCCUGGCACCAGAAUGAAACGAUGCCGGGUAUGCCGGAAAACAAAAGUCAAACAGUUGACUAAAGAGAUUAGUUUUACGGAUAGCAAAGCUUUGACUCCAAUUAAUGGUCAGUUUUCGAUUAAUCUAACUGACCAAGAGGAUCAAAUAUCUAGAGAAGCUUCUGCUAAGAUCCUACAGUUGGAAUCGUGUAUUUCUUCUUUGCAAGUAGCAGCCAAACACACAAAUUUUCUAAAAAACGAACCCGAGAAUGAACCAAAGCAGACUGGAAUCGUUUCUGUAAGUAGAAGCGACCCAAACAGUAGCACAAGUCAAAUGAUUUGGAAGCCUAUAGAUAUGGGUCAACAAUGCGAUGACCAGACAACACGGUUGAUUAAUGAGUUAGCCCUGCAAGGUCCACUGGUCAACACGACGCUUCCUAGUGGUCAAACAGUAAGUCAACAAGUAGAGGAACCUGUGGUCAACAAAAUUGAAACGUUCAAUCCGAUAACAAAUCAGUAUAAUAAUAUACCAGAGGAACCUUAUUAUCUUUUUCCUAGCGGUGGGAUCUCUUCCAAAAUGGCCAACAAGAAUCGGUUUUUACAUAGGAGUUUGUCAAGUCAGAUAAACAGACAACCGUUGGAUCAGUUACAGAUGGGUAGAAAGGAGGCAAUGAGGACUUCAGAGAUGACAGAAUGGCGGGACCCUGUUGAAUUCGUAGGGCGAAAGCAACCUGGUGAAACAUACGAUGAUCAAAUGGACCGUUACAGAGGGAAACAUGAGGUCGUUGACACCAAGAGAUUGGUUUCAGAGAGUCCAGUUUCAAGUUCAAACUAUGCAACUUGGAAUCAAAGUCCAAGUCAAAGCUAUAACAGUUUCAGUGUCAGUGAAAAGAGUGAGAGCGAGAUGAACUCGGUUUCAAGUCAGGAUGAGAGUCCAUACAAGAGUAGUUCAUUUGAAUCUUUAGGCUCAAUGUCAAGGAGGACGGUUCCUAAAAGGGGUUACAAAGAGGGUGGUCCGAAAGAACCAAAUAGGAUAAGUGAGAGCAAGAUGAAAAUGGAUUCGAGUCGGGAUCUCUUUCCUUACAUGAGUAGUGGCUCAGACAAAUCUUCAAGGUCAAGGAGGACGGUUCCGGAAAAGGGUAACAAAAAGGGUGAUCAAGAAGAACCGAAAAGGAAAAGUGAGAGCAAGAUGAACACAGUUUCAAGUCGGGUUCAGAGUCCUUACAUGAGUAGUAGAUCAAACGAAUCUUCAGGGUGGUCAGGGUCAGGUUCAGGAUCAGGGUCAAGGAGGACGGUUCCUAAAAAGGGACACCAAAAGGGUAAUAAAAAAGAACCAAAGAUGAGCAUGGUUUUAAGCCUGGAUCAGAGUUCUUACACGAGUAGUGGCUCAAUCGAAUCUUCAGGGUCAGGGUCAGGGUCAGGGUCAAGGAGGAUGGUUCCUAGAAAGGGACACAAAAAGAUGGACACGGUUUCAAGCCUGGAUCAGAGUUCUUACACGCGUAGUGGCUCAAACGAAUCUUCACGGUCAGGGUCCAGGUCAGGUUCAUGGUCAGGAUCAGGAUCAGGAUCAGGUUCAUGGUCAGGAUCUGGGUCAGGAUCAGGGUCAGGGUCAAUGAUUCCUAAAAAGGGACACCAAAAGGGUAAUCGGAAAGAAUCAAAGAGGAUAAGUGAGAGCAAGAUGAGCACGGUUUCAAGCAUGGAUCAGAGUUCUUACACGGGUAGUAGCAAAAGCUCAACCGAACCGGAGGAAAGCCAAGUUGGGCGGUUGGGUAAACUUAAAGACAAGUUAGCAGUCAUCUUCCAUCACCACCAUCAUCAUCACCAUCACCACCACGGUAGUAGUGAGGAAGAGGAUUACAAGAAAGUCUUAUGGAGGAAUGCUAAAAAGGUCAUUGGUCAAGGAGGAAAAGCGGUCAAGAAGAUUGAGAAAAAUGCAUUGCCGGCGAUAAAGAAAUACGAGGCUCAUGGUGAAGUUAUGGUCAAGAAGAUGGAGAAAAAGGCCUUGCCGGCGAUAAAGAAGUAUGCGGCUCAUGGUGAACACGCGGUCAAGAAGAUUGAGAAAAAGGCCUUGCCGGCGAUAAAGAAGUAUGCGAGUCAUGGUGAACACGCGGUCAAGAAGAUUGAGAAAAAGGCCUUGCCGGCGAUAAAGAAGUAUGCGUCUCAUGGUGAACACGCGGUCAAGAAGAUUUAUAAAAAGGCUCAUGGUAAACACGCUGUUAAGAAGAAUGAUCAUAAUGCAUUGGCGAUAAAGGAUGAAGCUCAUAGUGAACACACGAUCAAGAAGAAUGAGAACAAGGCAUUGGUGUUAAUGAAGGAUGAGGCUCAUGGUGAACACGCGGUUAAGAAGAACGAGAAUAAGGCGUUGGUAUUAAUGAAGGAUGAAGCUCACGGUGAGCAUGCGGUCAAGAAGAAUGAGAGCAAGGCAUUGGUAUUAGUGACGGACUAUGGUGAGCACACGGUCAAGAAGAAUGAGAACAAGGCGUUGGUAUUAAUGAAAAACGAUGCUCAUGGUGAGCACACAGUCAAGAAGAAUGAGAACAAGGCGUUGGUUUUAAUGAAGAACGAGGCUCAUGGUGAACACGCAGUCAAGAAGACUGAGAACAAAGCGUUGGUGAUAAAGAAGGAUGCGGCUCAUGGCGAACACGCGGUCAAGAAGAGUGACAACAUGGCGCUAGUGCUCCACAAAGCAGCCGGUGACAAAGAUAGCAAGGCGUUGGUGCUCCACAAACCCGGAGGUAACAAAGAGAGCAAAGCGUUGGUGGUGCGCAAACCAGGAGGUAAAAAGCAAACAAGUCAGAUGCAGGCACUCAUGGGCGGGUUGCUGAAAAACUCUCGUCGGUCCACUAAAAAAAGCAAGUCCAAAAGUGUUGAAAACACAGGAGGUAAAAAGCAAGCAAGUCAGAUGCAGGCACUCAUGGGCGGGUUGCUGAAAAACUCUCGUCGGUCCACUAAAACAAGCAAGUCCAAAAGUGGUGAAAAGAGAACCCCGAGCGGUUCAAAUGGGCAAAAAAACAUCGGUGGUGUAAAGACAGGACAGAAAAUGCAGUGGUUUCAAAUGCUACGGCAGCAGCGAAAAGUGGAGAGGCUCGAGAAACUACGUAAGAAAGUCGACUAUGACAAAGUGGCAGCAACCCUUAAACGCCCAUAACAAGCCAGAUAUAAGAGCAUGGCUGAACAAGAUUAUUUUUUUUAAAUGUUGUUUACUUGUCACAUGUAUUAAGAUCUCCAUUUCAUUCUGUGUGUAUAGUAUGUAUUUUUAUGAAAAUGCCAAAGUAUUAUGA